Molecule: messenger RNA, 1785 nt
Organism: Pyricularia grisea
Lineage: Eukaryota; Fungi; Ascomycota; Sordariomycetes; Magnaporthales; Pyriculariaceae
Exons: 2
Coding region: 1-1548 (515 amino acids)
Biological process (GO): fungal-type cell wall organization; carbohydrate metabolic process
Cellular component (GO): fungal-type cell wall
Molecular function (GO): hydrolase activity, hydrolyzing O-glycosyl compounds; glycosyltransferase activity
Source: RefSeq, a predicted model, not a curated record
AUGCCUUCACGAUCCGUUCUAUCAUCUGCCGUUGCGCUGCUCGCGUCGGCCAGCCUCUUUGGCAACGCUGUCGCUCAAGUGCACACCGACUGCAACCCCAUGGAAAAGGACUGCCCCGCGAACCCGGCCUUCGGAAUGGCCUACAACUUCGUCUUCAACAAGUCUCAGCCCGCCUGGGACAUGACUGUUGGGCCCGUUACAUAUGAUAACGAGAACGGCGCAACCUUCACAAUCGCCAAGCAGGGCGAGUCCCCGACCAUCCGCACGCAACAAUACUUGUUUUUUGGUCGCAUCGAGAUCAUAAUGAAGGCCUCGCCCGGCAGGGGUAUCAUCAGCUCCGUCAUGUUGUUGAGCGACAACCUGGACGAGAUUGACUUGGAAUUCCUCGGCAUCAACAACACCAUGGCUCUCACCAACUACUUUGGCAAGGGCAGUGAUGAUUUCACAAACGGCAAGGAGAUCGUCGUCCCAGGCGCCCCUGUCCAGAACGAUUUUCACAACUACACAAUCGACUGGACAAAGGACCGGCUGCAGUGGAUGAUCGAUGGGAACCUCGUGCGUACCCUUUUGCCUGCCGAUGCCAAGAAUGGCGAGAGGUACCCUCAGACACCUUGCCGCCUCUCGCUGGGAAUCUGGGCCGGUAGCGACCCCCGCCUUCCCCAAGGUACCCGUGACUGGGCUGGUGGCGAUACCGACUUCAGUAAGGGUCCUUUUAGCAUGCAUGUCAAGAGCACCUACAUCAAGGAUUACAGCAGCGGGAAAGAAUACGCCUUCUCCGACAGGAGCGGAAGCUACCAAAGCAUCAAGAUCGUUGAGGGUGAAUCGCCUGCCAACAAGACCAUUACCGAGGCCACAUCUGUUUCGCCAAGCCUCAGUGAGCGCUGGGCCAGCCUUACUGACGGUCAAAGGACGGGUAUCUACGUUGGCGCCGCCUCAUUCGUCGCCAUCAUUGCCGGCGUCUUCCUCUGGUACUUCCUGAAGCAGCGCAGGCGAGGCAAGGAGGAGGCACGUCUUGCCGCCGAGCGCGAGAAGCGUGAGCAAAUGGAGCUGAACCAAUUCCACGCCGCAGGCAUCGACCCGGACAGCUUCACCGUUCAGCACGCAGAUGGCAACCCCAACCCAUUUGCCACUCCAGCCCACUCGAUUCACGAGAAGCAGCGUAUGCAAAGUAGUGCUGCUGCGGCCGGCGUCGGUGCUGGCGUCGCAGCUCCGCUCCUCCGCGAAGAUCCUCGCAACCCGCACAGCCCCAACAUGAACGACGGUCAACAGCAGCAGUACUUUGACCAGCCCCCCAACUCUGGCGGCAUGCGCUCGCCCUCUGGCUCUCCUGCAGGAUAUCCCGCAGGACCCGGCGGUCCUCCCAGGGGUCCUCCCAGCCCUGCUCUUGGUUCUCCAGCCGGCUAUCCUCACCCUGACCGCUCUGCCACGGCUCCGGUUAACAGGAUGAACAGCCCAGGGCCUAUGAACGGACCACAAAGGAGCUUUACCAACGACAGCUACAGGGGACCCGGUGGCCACCCUCAGCAAGGAAACAACGGGUGGAGGUAAUCCUAACCCUUCGCCUAGGGCGCGUCACUCACGCCCUCACUAGGCCUAGUUUUCCAUGAUAAUCCUUUGCGAAUGACCCUCAAAAUUCUGAGUGCUGGACUUUUUUUAAACUUCGAACCUUGUCAUCAUGUCUCGCGAUUUUAUCAUACACCGUCAAGCGUUUUCGUUGCUGGCGUAAUUUUUUUUUUUUAGUUCACAUCUAUAAAGCUUGUUGUCGAUACACAUUUUCAAUACCAC